AUGCCUUUGCCACUGGUCUUUAUCUUUCCUUGCCUUGUACUGGCCAGCCUCGGGACCCUCCAACAACCCCUUCAAGUGUACGAAAACCAGUCCAGUUCGCCCUUUGAUGCAAAUUUUGACCAAAGGGUCAAUUGGGCCCUUGAACAUUUCAGUAUCCCUGGUCUGGCCGUUGCAGUCGUUCAAGGAGAUACAUUUGUUAAAGGCUAUGGCGUCUCGAAUACUAUCAGUUCCGAGCCGGUGACAGAGCAUACUCUAUUUUUCACAGGAAGCACGACUAAGGCCUUCACUUCUGCGGCCAUCUCUCUCCUUGUUGACGAUAACAUUAAUUUCCCAGCCAUCCAUUGGGAUACACCGGUCCACACUAUCAUUCCAGCGGAUUUUGUACUCAACGAUACUUGGUCUACAUCGCAAAUGACAAUUGUUGACAUUUUGUCUCAUCGCUCUGGCCUUCCACGCCACGACUGGGUUUGGCUCGCGGAUGUAACGCUUCAAGAGGCUGUACGAUCAAUGAGACAUCUUCCAUUUACGGCCUCUCCACGGACAGAAUGGCAAUAUUCAAAUCUUAUGUAUUGCGCGGCGUCUCAUCUUAUCGAGACCGUGACGAACCAGUCGUUGCAGGAGUUCUUGACCGAAAAUCUCUGGCUGCCUAUGAAUAUGACAGAGACUUAUCUUUCCCUCUCCGAGGCUCGAGACGCACAACGAGAUAUUUCACAAGGCUAUUAUGUGGAUUUUGACGGUAAAAUUGCCUCCACUGAGCAAUUAUUUACAGAUACUAUCCGUGGAGCAGGUAACAUAUUGUCGUCGGUAUCAGAUUACGCCAAGUGGAUUUCAACCAUGCUGAAACGUGGACCACCAUUCUCCCAGACAGGCUACGAAAAAUUGUUUGGUGGCCACUCUAUAGUAUCGCCUAAUCCUAUUGAACCGUUUCAAACUCCCACACUUUACGGACUAGGAUGGAUGUCACAAGCAUAUAAGGGCGAGAGGAUACUAUUCCACGAAGGAUCCCAGUUUGGGUAUGGAGCGUCCGUUAUGCUCUUACCAGAGCGAGACUUGGGGCUUGUGUUGCUAGGAAAUAAUAUGGAUGGGGUUAACGCGGCGUCAAAUGCACUUGCUUAUCACGUGAUUGACGAAGAAAUGGGCAUUCCCCUUGAGAGUCGAUUUGACUGGGUUGCGAGAGGCGAUGCAAUGAUCAACGACAGAUACCUUUCUGAAAACAUCCUAUCAGAGCUCUAUCCAAGAAUUCCUGAUCCGCCAUUGGCAAGCCCUGUCAAUUUCUCUGCCUAUGAAGGUUCCUAUACCCACCCAGCUUACCCAGAGCUUAAGAUGUCCAGCAACUGCAGGGUUGACCGCGCCUACCAAGUACUAAACCGAACAAGCCCUGACCUGUGCGCCUCACUUGCAAGAUACAAUGACUACUCCAAAGAUUUGGAAAUAGGAUUUUUUCAUGUCUCCGGCACAUAUUGGCUUCAAAUUGCGGUGAGGUGGGGCCUUCCCAGUGCUGCCCGGGUGGAGUUUCGGAUUGGCCCUGAUGGCUCAGCAAGCUGGCUAGGAAUUGAAAUCGAGCCUUCGAUGGCAAAGCGGGAGGAAAGGAUAUGGUGGAGACAUGUAAUAUAG
Molecule: messenger RNA, 1614 nt
Organism: Penicillium robsamsonii
Lineage: Eukaryota; Fungi; Ascomycota; Eurotiomycetes; Eurotiales; Aspergillaceae
Product: Beta-lactamase-like protein
Exons: 3
Coding region: 1-1614 (537 amino acids)
Source: RefSeq, a predicted model, not a curated record